AUGAAGCUUUCGUUGUUCAGCAUCGCCGUUGUGGCUUCCAUGGUCGCCAACGCCGUGACUGCCGCAUACACUAACUCUACUACUUCAUCUUCUGGACCCGCUCCUUCCACCUCUCUCGCUCCAUCCAUCCAGGCAAUUGACAACAAUGGCCAGGCUGAGUACAUUAUCACCAUUCCUGGUGCUCUUCAAUUCUCUUCUUUCAGCGUUUUGUCGCUUAGCCAAAGCUUUGGCGCCUUCGACCCAAGCCUAAGCCGUGCAGACGCUGACGGACGGAGCAUUCCAAUCAACAAUGAGUCCACUGAAGAUGACAUUGACUUGGAUGUUAGCAUUUCUGGUUACUCGGCUCAGAACUUCCACGCAUACAUCUUCUCUGGUGCCAUUACUGAGCCAGGUACUUACACUGCUACCUUUGCCCUUACCCUUGACCCAGAGAGCGCCAAGAGAGCUGAGCGCGUUUACUACUUGACCGCUACCGCAUACAUUGCUCCUUCUGCCUCUUCGUCUUCCGGUGCUUCAAGCUCUGUUCCAUCCUCGACCUCCUCGGAGAUUCCAGGCGUUACCGUCAUCACCCAGACUGCUUCUGGUACAGUGACUCUCACCACAACCUGUACUGAGGAGAAGUGCACCGGAGUUGAGACUAUUGUCACUGGUGUCACCACUGUCAGCGAUGAGACCACAGUCUACACUACCUACUGCCCACUCAGCACCACUCUCACUCUGGCUCCAGUUACUGUUGUCACCACUGUUUGCGAGACUGAGUCUGCCGCUCCAGAGGCCACCACCAUCACUGUCACCUGUACUGAGGAGAAGUGCAAGGGUCAAGAGUCUACCGUCGUCACUGGUCUCACCACUGUUACUGAUUUGACCACUGUCUACACUACUUACUGCCCAUUGACCGCUGGUGAGGUUACCAAGACGUACACCACCACCAUCACCAACCCAGUUGCUAGUACUCCGGUCACCGCUUUGGAGGUCACGACCACUGUGACUAGCGGUGCUGUUACCACCACCUACGUUACCACUUGUGAGUACUACGAGGUCACAAAGACUAGUGCUGCCACCACUACCACCGGUGGCGCUAGCUCUGCCGCUGCUACUGCUUCGGGCACCACGACCACUGUUGCCACUGUCACCACCCCUGGCGCCCCUGGCGCCCCUGCUGCCCCUGCUGCCUCUGGUGCCUCUGGUGCUGGCUCCACUUUGGCCGAGACUGGCAUUGCCACCCUGUCCUCUUCUUCUGGUGCUGGCUCCACUUUGGCCGAGACUGGCAUUGCCACCCUGUCCUCUUCUUCUGUUGCCGGCUCCACUUUGGCCGAGACUGGCAUUGCCACCCUGUCCUCUUCUUCUGUUGCCGGCUCUGCUUCUGGCUCUGGCGCUACUGCCUCCAGCAUCUCGAUCUUGGAGGGUGCUGCUGCCAAGGGUUACGCUUCCGCAGGCUUGCUGGGAGCUGCUUUCAUUGCUGCCUUCUUCUACUAA
Ogataea haglerorum is the source of this 1476-nucleotide messenger RNA. RefSeq lists its product as uncharacterized. The transcript has a single exon. NCBI's taxonomy places the organism in Eukaryota, Fungi, Ascomycota, Pichiomycetes, Pichiales, Pichiaceae. The record is from RefSeq and is a predicted model, not a curated record. The coding region runs from base 1 to 1476 and encodes 491 amino acids.